Clavispora lusitaniae ATCC 42720 is the source of this 2067-nucleotide messenger RNA. RefSeq names its product transcription factor domain family protein. Gene Ontology annotation, biological process: positive regulation of transcription by RNA polymerase II; DNA-templated transcription. The record is from RefSeq and is a predicted model, not a curated record. Lineage: Eukaryota; Fungi; Ascomycota; Pichiomycetes; Serinales; Metschnikowiaceae. Gene Ontology annotation, molecular function: DNA-binding transcription factor activity, RNA polymerase II-specific; sequence-specific DNA binding; zinc ion binding.
AUGGCCAAAAGAGGCAAUGCAGAGCAAGCAUCAAAAGUAACCAAGCCAUCUCAACCUCAUUCACGUAUCUCCCGCCUUAUCACUGCCUGUCUGCGAUGCCGUCACAAGAAGAUUAAAUGCGAUCACAAGUUCCCUACAUGCACCAAUUGCGAGAAAGCCAAUGAACAGUGUGUGGUCAAGGACCCUGAAACCGGCGAGGAAAUAUCACGGUUGAGCAUUCAAAGCUUGGAAAUCAAGCUUCGAGAAACUACAGAAGAAUUGAACAGAUUAAGAAUGGAAAAAAAGGGGAAAGCAUUCCAACCGCAGGAACCCAAUCCAUUAACUUUUGGUAAGGUUUUGUUCAUGCGAGAUUCCGACAUGGAUCAGAAACAUGCAAACGACAUACCCUUUGACAGCAUCAAUCUUCCUGAACGCUCAUUCGCAGAAUCUUGCAUUGUGUCAUUCUUCAAUCUGUCCAAUGUUCAGGUUCCCGUAUUGCACCGUGAUUAUUAUAUGCAUACGUAUUUCAAGCCUCUUUAUGGUACAGUGGGGAAAGAUUUGUGGUCGAGGCUUCUUGAAGAGCACGUUGAACAUCUGAAGUACAUUGAAACGCCCGUGAGCGUGAAUCAUGUUGACCUGAAACAGAAGUGCUUGUUUUUUCUUCACAUUAUCAUCGCCAUUCUGACGUCACAGCACCAACAAAAGUUUCCACUCACAAUAUCUGACCAUUACAAGAAUCAGGCAUUCAAGUACGUGGACCACGUAUGGAAGGAAGAGGAUAAAACAGAUAGGCCAGAGAUAUCAAAGCUUGAAAUAUUGCAGUCUUUACUCUUACUUGCCCAAUACUCUCUUAUGAGACCGUGUCAUCCAGGUGCAUGGUAUUUAGUUGGAACGUGUGUUCGGUUGUGCCAAGAUUUAGGUCUUCAUGACGAACCGUUGUAUACAAGGUCGCUGGAUGCUUUCGUUAUUGACAUGAGAAGAAGGUUGUUUUGGUCCUGUUACUCGCUCGAUCGUCAAGUGUCUAUCUAUUUUGGGCGCCAAUUUGGCAUUAAUAGCAAGCAAAUUGAGUGCCCGUUUCCUUCGGCUCUCGACGAUCUGAUGAUUUCUGUUGACAUGUCAGAGUUAUCACAGAAUAGUGUGCCGAUCACGAAUAAUCCUAACCUGAAACUAAUAUCAUUUCACUUUUUCCGAUUACGAAUCCUUCAAGGGGAAAUAUAUGACUUCGUCAAUGACGUAUCUCAUAGGAUAACUAAGCUGGAGAAUCUAAACGAUGAUAAAAUCCACCAGAAAAUACAUCAACAUGAUGAUUGGAAAAGUCAAAAGCAUACGGAACUUUUGUCGUGGUUUGAAAACGCCCCCAAGGGUAAUGCAAAUCAACAAUUUAAUGAAAUGGUAUUUAAACUUAACUUGAACCAAACAAUAAUCCAAAUCUACAACAUCAGUGCUAUUACUCCGUACAUUAUACAAUCAAGUCACCACCGGAUUCUCUACGAGGCAAGUCGGCAAAUAAUAUGGACAUAUGUGCAACUCACGGAGCAACAGCUAAUCAACUUUUCAUGGGUAGCGAUCAACAAUCUCUUCAUUGGUGCUAGUGUUUAUCUUUCGCUGAUCACGGGGGAUGAUCAGAUCCGAAAUUCCAUAUCUUUGGCUGGGCUUCGAAAAGAUUGUGCUGGAGUAUUGACAGUUUUUGAUGAGCUUUGCAAUAUAUGUUAUGAGCCAGCAAAAGAGUUCAGCAAAAAAUUUGAGAUACACAGCCGCAGCGUCAUUGAGCAAUGUCAGAGAGAGCAGGAGGCUAAGAGGAACGUACAAUUGUCUUCGAAUUCAAUAUCUAAAAGCGUAUCCGAAUCCAAUAUUUUCAGCAGCGUUGGAGGGACAGUAAUAGUUCCUGCUAAUCUUGUUACUUCGCCACAGAUAAACACGAGCGUUUACGAUGGGCAAAAUGAACCUCAGCCUUUCCAAAUUGAGCCAGACUACUUUGAUGUGUUGCACGAUAAUGAUCAACUAAUAAAGCAGAUGAUCGGAAGCAUUGACGCCACAUAUGAGGGCAUUUUCAAUGACAUUGAGUAUGAUGAUCAAGAUGGCAAGUAA